AUGAACGCUCUAGAGAUCGACUGGCCUUCAGCACCCUUUCAGUGCUUCACAGACUACUCUGUCUUGGUGUCCAACUGUAUAGUUUUUCACGCAACAAUUUCCACGUACCACGCUGCGAUUUCUGCUAACCCUACAAUAGCCAUGAGGAAUAUCCUUGAACGAUCAGACAUUGAAGCCAAGUUCCUAGGAAACAAUAUCGUUCGCACUUAA
Messenger RNA from Haemonchus placei, 210 nucleotides. The record is from the annotation of a GenBank genome assembly. Lineage: Eukaryota; Metazoa; Nematoda; Chromadorea; Rhabditida; Trichostrongylidae.